CAACACACUGCUUACAGAAAAAAAAAUAUUUGGAGGAAUGGGGGCUGACAAUGGGAGUCAAUUGCACCAUAACAAGAAGAAGAAAGGACUAUUGACAAAACAUCCAGGGCCUGAUCCCCAAAGGCCAGGUCUUACGAUGUGCCUAGUCUGGACACCAGAAUGCGGCCAGAGGAGCGGGGAUGAAAUUCAAAGAGGAAGUCUUGAGAAGUUUUUGUUUUUUAAACGAAUGGAAUGAAGAGGCUGAUUGCUGAGACCCGAGGGCUGAGCAUAAACAAGGGAACAUAUUUCUGCUGAAGAGACAAAAGACAGAUAUAAGUUAGGUAUGCAGGACACAGAGAAAAGGAGAGCCUGAAUACCAGUACUGUGAGCAAAACAAAGUGACAUCUGUUUCAUUGAAACAUUGCCACACCCUGUAAGGAAAGAGAGGUUGGGAGAAACAGACAAAUAUUUACACAUAGAUCAGUUUGUCUGACAAAGUGAGGAAAGCAAUGGAAACGAACGCAGAGACUGAGAUCCAGUCACCCCUGCUACACAAAGACCAAGCUUCAAGAAACCGUUACCCAGUGAAGUAUGGCUUCAUCUUCCUGUUCUUGGCUUUGUCCGUGUUAUUCUUCAUGCUUUACAACAUUGAUGUCAGGAAUUGGAAGAGCUCUAUAUUGGCUGGGAAAAAGCUCACCACCACCUUGACUCCGAUGACAACCAUGAUACCUCCAAUACAACCCACUGAGUCUACCGAUGUCUGCUCCUUCCAUUCUGUGCCAUGUGAAGACACUCUAGAGACAAACUUCUUAAAGGAGUUAAUUGCCUGGCCUGAAACCCCUUUACCAUUAAACUUUUCUCUAACUGACACCAGUGAUCCAGCUCACAGCACUUUCACCAUUCUCCCACGGAAUGGAGGGGGAAUUUGGCACGUAGGGGAUCAGCUGGAGGUUUUGAUAAAAACAUAUGACUUCAAUGGUCGCCCCAAGAAAUCUGGUGGAGAUGUCCUAUAUGCCCGGCUGCACAACCGUGCUCUUUCUGCAGGUGUGGUGGGGAAAGUGCUUGAUCAUCGCAAUGGUUCCUACACUGCUGUAUUCUCUUUACUUUGGGAAGGAGGUGCACAAGUUGAGGUCACCCUGGUUCACCCCAGUGAGGCCAUCACGCUGUUGGAGAAAGUUACCAAAGAGCAGCCUGACAGAGCACAUUUUCUAAGCGAGUUUCGCUCAGGCUCCAUCACCGAAACAGUUACAUGCAAUGUGUGCCUUAAGGCUCCCAGGGAAAAGCUGUGCAACUACACUGACCUCCACACAGGUGAGCCCUGGUUCUGCUACAGGCCAAAGAAACUGAACUGUGAUACCAGGAUCAGCCAUUUUAGAGGAGGAUUUACAACAAAAACAGAACCCAUGGAAGAUAAGCUCUUUCAACGCGGUGUCAACAUGAAAGUCUCCAUUCCACCAUUGGGACUUGCCAGCAUCAACAUUUUCUCAAAACUAAAAGAUGGAACAAAUGGAAGCUUGAAAACUAGUGUUGCUGGGUAUUACUACAAGGGAGUGUGGCAAGCACUAGAUGGCAGAACAGUUCAUCAGUUUAACAACGCAACAGCAGUAACCCAGUGUCUAAAAGGGAAGGUCCUCCACCUGUUUGGCGACUCCACCGUCAGGCAGUGGUUUGAAUAUUUAAUGUCAAAAACACCAAAUCUGAAGAUGUUUGACCUGAAAAGUCCAAAGAAAGCAGGACCUUAUAUGGCUUUGGAUUAUAAAAACAACAUCUUAGUGACGUACCGCUGCCAUGGUACUCCCAUCCUUUUCACUCCUAUGCCGGCUAGUCAGACACGUCAUAUUACCAGCGAACUGAGAAGUGUGGUUGGAGGCACCAACACUGUUAUAGUAAUUGCUGUCUGGGCACAUUUCACCAGUUUCCCUAUUGAGGUCUAUAUCCGACGUUUGCUAAACAUAAGAAGGGAAGUGGUGCGACUUCUGACCAGAGCCCCAGGCACUCUCGUCAUCAUCAGGACGCCUAAUCCCAAAGCAUCCAUACUCUCUGAGAUAUGGAACAGUAGUGACUGGUAUGCCUUGCAGCAGGAUAAGGUCCUCAGGGCAAUAUUUAAAGGGUUGAAUGUAAGACUGCUCGAUGCCUGGGAGAUGUGCUUGGCCCAUCACUUGCCGCACAGCCUCCACCCACAACCUCCCAUAAUAAAGAACAUGAUGGAUGUUGUUCUGUCCCACAUAUGUCACCCAUCUGGAAAUUUUAAGGAUGCAACAGUACAGUAAAAAACAGAUUAGACAUGAAUGAAGAGACAACUACUCAGUUAAACAGUUACAGUUUAAUGCAUAGCACAAAAUAAAUGUCAAUGAACAGUUCAGAUUAUGAAAUAAAUCAUUAACAAAACAGAAGGAGACUAAGUCAUUUCUUUUAUAUAUAGAUGUAAAAAUUAUAGGUACAAAAGGUUCUUACCAAGAAGUUGAGGAAUCCAGCAGUCGAUUAAAAGCAGGGGAACUGGCUUAGGAGAAUUUUCCAAAGAGCAGGACUUUUAAAAAAAAUACACAUUACAAUUUUUAAAGGUAAACAUUGUUUUGCAUUUAUGAUUUGUUGACUUAAAGUGGUUUCCUUUAUGUAUUCAUUGCUGUUGCUUGUCUAUGUAUCCACUCCCUGCCUCUCACUGACUUUUUUAAUGUCUAUGUUUAUACCUGUGUUUUCAUUGUAAGAUUUAAAAACAUAACAUUUUGUUACCCAUGUGUGGCUGUUUUGACCUCAUUUUCUUUUGGGCCUAUUUUGUUUAUAUUUUUGGUCAACUGCUCCUGAAUGGAUUGUUGUUCAUAUUUUUAUGAAGGUGAACCAAAAAUCUAUAUUUUGUACAACUCUGUCCUUGUACUUCACAUUCCAUGACCCUUGGAAUUUGGUUGGUAGAGUUGCCAAAGAUUUUAGCACUAUUCAACAUAUUUUUACUCAAGUAAAACCAAAAAGUAGUCAAACAAGAAAUUUGUAAGAAGGCUACUGACUUAUUGAGUAACUAAUCAUAAUAAUUUAUUUAAUAUAUAAAAUGUGUAUAAUUGGACAGACAAAAAUAUAAAGUUGUACAAAUACUGGUAUUUUAAAGACUAAAAUAAAGAAAUAUACAAAAAAAUAUACAAAAAAAAAAAAAGAACACUUCUCUGAAUCAAUUUGCUCAAUGAGCUCGACAGAUAUAAAUUACUAUUAAAAUAACAAAGCUUGUGUACAAACAAGAUGUCCCACUUUAACAUACACUGUAAGUGUAUGCAUUUUGGUAAAAACAAGUUUGUUCUUUAUUCAGUGAAGUUGCAUACAGUGGGUAGAAUUGGCAUAAAUUUUACUUAAGUAAGCAGUGGUACGCCAUAUCCUUAAGUUUUUGCGUUUUGCGUUUGCGUCUUUAUUUUGUAUUAUGCUUUCUUUAGGUUCUUUAUCCUAUAAGGAUUGGUCAUGGAUGUAGUAAUGUAUUAGGUUCAUGUUUAUAUUUGGAUUCCUCUUCCCUAUUUUUUUCACUCUGCAGUUUCUCUCUACUAGAAUUAUGUUUAUGUUUAAUUUAAUUUUAUGUCCUCAGGACCGUGCUCUUCUCUGUUUCUCACUGUUGCCCACUCAGCUCUUCAUGCCUUUCACCUGUCGCUUGUCUAGUUAAUCAAUUUCACCUUCCUUUCUGCUU
Fundulus heteroclitus (mummichog) is the source of this 3637-nucleotide messenger RNA. RefSeq names its product NXPE family member 3. NCBI's taxonomy places the organism in Eukaryota, Metazoa, Chordata, Actinopteri, Cyprinodontiformes, Fundulidae. The record is from RefSeq and is a predicted model, not a curated record. The transcript is spliced from 8 exons. Bases 489 to 2249 code for a protein of 586 amino acids.